This is a messenger RNA of Alnus glutinosa, 1516 nucleotides long. RefSeq names its product 1-aminocyclopropane-1-carboxylate oxidase homolog 1-like. The record is from RefSeq and is a predicted model, not a curated record. The coding region runs from base 214 to 1329 and encodes 371 amino acids. NCBI's taxonomy places the organism in Eukaryota, Viridiplantae, Streptophyta, Magnoliopsida, Fagales, Betulaceae. The transcript has 3 exons.
AUAGUGAAGGACUAAAACUAGUCAAUAGGGAGCCGAGUGCCGACAAUCUUUCCUCGUCAAGUGGGGCGUUUCGGAAGGGCUUCUAGUGGGUGCAUAUCCUUGUCAAGUUGCUUUCUUUCCAUUUCUGGUCACAUAUCUUCUUCUGUAUUAGCAAAACAUAAUGAGGCCCAUUUGAGCAGAACUUCCUCUCGGUUUCAUCACCCAAGAACCAAAAUGGCCGUCACCGGCAGAGAUGAAGUUCCGGAAACGCUCAAGCCAGACUAUAAUAGGGCAAGUGAGUUGAAGGCUUUUGAUGACACAAAGCUCGGCGUUAAAGGACUAGUGGAUGCUGGGGUUACUGAGAUCCCUCGUAUAUUCUAUCACCCACCGCAUGACACUGACAACGUCUCAGCUUCUGGUGACACCCAGUUUAAUAUUCCUGUCAUAGACCUCCAAGGCAUCGAGAAAGAUGUAAUAAAACGCAAGAAGAUUGUUGAAAGAAUUCGUGAUGCGUCCGAGACGUGGGGUUUCUUUCAGCUGGUCAAUCAUGGGAUCCCUGUGAGUGUUUUGGAGGAGAUGAAGGAAGGGGUGCAUAGGUUUCAUGAGCAAGAUACUCAAGUGAAGAAAGAGUUGUAUACGCGUGACAACAAGAGACCGUUGGUGUAUAACAGCAACUUUGAUCUGUAUGGCGCUCCGGCGUCUAAUUGGAGGGAUACAUUUUAUUGUCAAAUGGCACCUGAUCCCCCAAAGGCUGAAGACUUGCCAGUUGCAUGCAGAGAUAUACUGGAGCAGUACUCGAAGCAAAUGAUGAAGUUGGGGAUUUUAUUGUUCGAGUUAUUAUCAGAGGCUCUUGGGCUGAACCCAAACCAUCUAAAUGAGAUUGAUUGCAGUGAGGGGCUUGCAGUUCUGUGCCAUUACUAUCCCGCUUGCCCUCAGCCAGAGUUAACACUGGGCACAAGCAAGCAUUCGGACAAUGACUUCCUCACUGUUCUUCUACAAGACCAUAUUGGUGGCCUCCAAGUUUUUUACCAUGACAAGUGGGUCGACAUCCCUUCAGUGCCAGGGGCUCUAGUGGUUAACAUUGGAGAUCUUCUACAGCUUAUAACGAACGAUAGGUUUAAAAGCGUUGAACACAGAGUAUUGGCAAACAGAGUAGGGCCAAGAGUAUCUGUGGCGAGCUUUUUUUCCACGGCUUUUCAGCCAACCACAAAACUUUACGGACCUAUCAAAGAGUUGUUAUCAGCAGACGAUCCUCCAAAGUAUAGGGAAACCACAAUGAGUGACUAUGCUGUGUACUACGCAGGAAAAGGCCUUGAUGGGACUUCUGCGCUGCUGCAUUUUAGGCUCUAAACUCCAAAAUAGAGAAUUAGAGAUGAAUAGAUGGUUUGUGGCCGUAAUUUGUCACUUUCUAUAACGUAUUUACCAUAUGCUAGUGAAGCUUGAGUAGUGAUGUUUAUGUGCCUUGUUUGAAGGCCAAAUCAAAUCUUUGCUAUUCAGUAGCCUUAAAUAAAUUGGUCUUGAAGCGAUGCCUUCUCAA